UUUUAGACUGUGUUUGGACUGUUUGGUAAGAUAUCUCAUUCAUGAUGGUACACACUGAUACGUCAAACACUUACCAGUCUUGACAGAGAAGAGUAAAAGGCCAUUAGGCACGCCUUUCUUACGUAGAUUCCUCUUUUAUGAAAGGAAGAAAAUCAGAUUUUGACACAUGUUCAGUGUACUUUGACAAUUUCGUAUAAAGUCAAACCUGCAUUGUAGUGAAAGAUCAGAAACUGAGACUUCAGCACUCUGGUACUCUCUCUCCAUCGUUCUUCGGUACUUGAGUGUGUUUUGGGAAGAGAAACUGCGAUUACAAUGGCUAAGAAUGAAGCUAAUGCAUCAGAUUUUUCCAAGGGAUUGCUCCAGAGUGAAGAGCUCUACAAAUAUAUACUGGAGACGAGUGUGUACCCACGCGAACCAGAGGCUCUCAAAGAGCUUAGGAGCGUUACUCAUAACCAUCCUAUGGCUAAUAUGGCUACUGCACCGGACGCUGGCCAGCUAAUGGAGAUGCUGCUGAAUCUAGUAAAUGCAAGGAAGACUAUCGAAGUUGGGGUUUUCACUGGAUACUCUCUUCUCCUCACUGCUCUUACAUUACCAGAAGAUGGCAAGGUUAUAGCCAUUGAUGUGAACAGAAGUUCGUAUGAGAUAGGGUUGCCAGUAAUCAAGAAGGCUGGUGUUGAAGACAAGAUUGAUUUCAGAGAGUCUGAAGCUCUUCCUGUCCUCGACGAGCUUUUAAACCAUGAAGAGAACGAGGGUGGAUUUGAUUUCGCAUUUGUGGAUGCAGACAAGGUGAGUUACUGGAACUACCAUGAGAGGCUUGUGAGACUGAUCAAGGUUGGUGGGAUCAUAGUGUAUGACAACACUCUGUGGGGAGGAUCAGUUGCUGAACCUGACUCGUCCACGCCCGAGGGGAAGAGAGAAGGUAAGAAAGCAAUCCUCGAGCUGAACAAGAAACUCUCGGCUGAUAAGCGUGUGCAGAUCUCGCAAGUUGCUCUUGGUGAUGGGAUCACUAUCUGCAGGAGACUAUGUUAAAUGAUGUUUUAUGCCAAUAAGUGUUUGUUGUUCGUUACUAAUAAAGACUAAUAUAUUCAUGAACAAACACUAAACUAGUUGUAUGUUCCACUCUUAUCGAGUUUGGUUAUUUGUAUUUUUAAAAGUUAUGAAGAAACCGGUCCACUAGA
Molecule: messenger RNA, 1178 nt
Organism: Brassica napus (rape)
Lineage: Eukaryota; Viridiplantae; Streptophyta; Magnoliopsida; Brassicales; Brassicaceae
Product: probable caffeoyl-CoA O-methyltransferase At4g26220
Exons: 6
Coding region: 313-1029 (238 amino acids)
Molecular function (GO): O-methyltransferase activity; S-adenosylmethionine-dependent methyltransferase activity
Source: RefSeq, a predicted model, not a curated record